Molecule: messenger RNA, 726 nt
Organism: Populus euphratica (Euphrates poplar)
Lineage: Eukaryota; Viridiplantae; Streptophyta; Magnoliopsida; Malpighiales; Salicaceae
Product: probable xyloglucan endotransglucosylase/hydrolase protein 30
Exons: 5
Coding region: 142-726 (194 amino acids)
Biological process (GO): carbohydrate metabolic process
Molecular function (GO): hydrolase activity, hydrolyzing O-glycosyl compounds
Source: RefSeq, a predicted model, not a curated record
CUUAUGAGACCAGUCUACCCCCCCUCCCAUAUUCCUUCUCCUUCUCAUCCCAAUUCAUGUUCUUUGUACAUAUAAAAACUUGCAGAGAAAGCAAAGAAGGAUUAGGAGUGAGACAAGCAAGAAUUAGGUUAAAAAACAAAAAUGGAUUGCUUAUGUUGUUGGUCUGUCUCGAGACCUUUGUAUCUCCUCCUCUUCUUUUACUUCUUUUCUUGCACUGCCAAAGCAGCUUUCAAUCUCUCCACCAUCUCCUUUGAUGAAGGUUACAGCCCUCUCUUUGGAGAUGGCAAUCUUGUUCGUUCUCCUGAUGGUAGAAGCGCCCGCCUCCUCCUUGAUCGCUUCACAGGUGCGGGUUUUAUUUCAUCCAGGAUGUAUAGAUAUGGAUUCUUUAGUGCGAAUAUCAAGUUACCAGGCUAUUACACGGCCGGUCUCUGUGUUGCCUUUUAUACAUCAAACGGGGACAUGUUCAAGAAGACCCAUGAUGAAUUGGACAUUGAAUUCCUGGGAAACACCAAAGGGGAGCCAUGGAGGUUCCAAACAAACUUGUAUGGUAAUGGAAGCACAAGUCAUGGCAGAGAAGAAAGAUAUCGAUUGUGGUUUGACCCCUCCAAAGAGUUCCAUAGGUAUAGCAUUCUAUGGACGGCAAAGAACAUCAUAUUCUACAUUGACGAUGUUCCCAUCCGAGAGGUGAUUCGCAAUGAAGAAAAGGGCAUUGUUCAUCUUGAUUAG